AGAACGUCACAUCUUCGCAAGCUGAAGGCACCACCUUACAUUCCGUAUCACCAACCAUCAGAAAAAGGCUUUUCCAAGCCAGAACACAAAAGCCCGGGUUGCGAAAUGCCCAUAUACUCGUUAUCGAUAUAAUAUUGGGAAUAAUCACGACCUACCCUCGGAAACCGCGCAACGAGCGACACCCCCUCGUCCUUCCUCGACUACCCCUUUCCGAGCCAGAGCCUCCGCUAUCUCACCUCAUCAACAACCUGACCCUCGACAAGACAUAAACCACACUAGUCGCCGGUCAUGGCUCCGGCUCCGUCAACCCCGAGGCGUACAGCACGGGGCCGUCCCCGGGGUCGCCCCAAGGGGCCCGGCUCCGCGAGCGCGUCUCGAUCCAAACGAACCGUCGCUGAUGGCCCAGCUACCGAGCCCGCACCUAAGAGACGCCGGUAUAUCCCAGGUGGCCCCGGCGGCGGCGGGCGCUUCGUCGACGAGGACGGUACAGAAAUCCCCACCGAGUCACUUGCGCCGUCGACAACCGUGUCGCGUCCCCGAGCGUCUGCCGCGAAUCAGGCGCAACCGGCGCCGGUCGUAUAUCCGCGCAGAGAACGAAGCACGAGGAUUAGGACGGCUGUGAACCGUGACGAACGAGAUGAUAUGCAGUACAGCUCCGCGGCGGCUGUGGCCGCGGCCGUCGUGCAGAGCGAGGGCUACAAGCCACGCGAGGAACGCGGAUGGGAGGAGUUCCACCCCAAUCUUGACAUCGAAGCCACCUUCAUUGUACUCCAGGCAGACGAAGUGGACGGAGUCAUAAAAUCUAUCCCACCUACCCCCGCUGCCCAGGCCUCUACCACGAACGGCGCAGGCACCCCCACCAAGGAUACGAACCCAAGCCUAGCAAACGAGGCGAAUGGCACACCGAGCGGGCAGGAUAAACAAUCUGUCGGUUUUUCGCUGGCAGAUACGCCCAGCAGACGCCGACUUGGCAGGCCGGCGCGGGAGUCGUUUUCGCUGUACGCCACCCGGACCCUCGAUUUUGGCGCAGGUCCCAAGGUCCCCAAGGUCCUUCCCAUAUCUGGCCAAACCGCCAAAGAGCGCCUCGAUCUGAAGCAGCCUCAGUACCGAAAAACCAACCGGAUCGCCCUGUUCGAGAGCAAGACCUUCGGGCAGGCUAGGUAUGUCGACAAGUCGAUGAUGAAUGUCGGAUAUCAAGAGAGCGACAACUUCAUUCGGCCGGACCGCAACCUAAUCAAGGCGACGGAUGCGAACAUGGAAGAGGAGGCGGACCAAUCCGGCGCCGCAAGGCCCGACGGUGAUGCUGUCCAGCAUUCGGCAGGCGCCGUGGGCCGUGUCGAGUACGAUAUGGACGAGCAAGAUGACAUGUGGCUCGAGAAGCUGAACGGCCAGCGCAAGUCCACCGAACUCGACCCCAUAACCCGCGAGGUCUUUGAGAUUACGAUAACGAAGAUCGAGAAAGAGUGGCAUGCGCUCGAGAAGAGGAUACCGAAGCCAAACCCCAAGCCGCCGCAAACCCAUAGACCCCGAUCGAGCUCGGCAGCGGCGGUUAACGGCGAGCCACAGGCCGGCGAGGAGCAGGAUAGCAAAUGCGCCAUUUGCGACGACGGCGAUUGCGAGAACACGAAUGCGAUCGUGUUCUGCGACGGCUGCGACCUUGCUGUCCACCAGGAGUGCUAUGGCGUUCCCUUUAUCCCCGAGGGACAGUGGUUGUGUCGAAAAUGCCAGCUUAUUGGGCGUGGCAUUCCCACCUGCAUUUUCUGUCCCAAUACCGACGGCGCUUUCAAGCAGACCAACUCGUCAAAAUGGGCACAUCUACUGUGCGCCAUGUGGAUUCCCGAGGUAUCUCUCGGGAAUCACACCUUCAUGGAGCCCGUCAUGGAGGUUGAGAAAGUGCCCAAAACGCGGUGGAGAUUGACAUGCUACAUCUGCAGCCAGCGGAUGGGAGCCUGUAUCCAGUGCUCUAACAAAAGCUGCUACCAGGCCUUCCAUGUAACCUGUGCCCGCCGGUGCCGGCUCUUUCUUAAGAUGAAGAACAGCCAGGGGGCUCUUGCCGUGCUCGAUGGCACCCUCCCGCUGAAGGCCUUUUGCGACAAGCACUGCCCGCCCGAUUAUGCCGAGGAAAACGGCGUGGCCCAGGCGACCAAGGAAGCCAAGCGCUUCUACAAGCGCACCAUGAAGGGCCGCCUUUGGGCGGAUAGUCAAGCCUCCGCCUUACAACUUGCCGCAACGCACCGCAACGCUGUGACAGAGCGUCCGCCCGACGAAUCCCAAAUCACUGGCGCAAAGGUCUCGGCCGUACUCGCCGAUAAGAAAAAGGGCCAACCACCCAAGAACAUCUGGAAAUUACCGUCCGGCGCGCCCAUCAUCCCGCAAGCGGUUUUCGACCUGGUUGAGAGCGCACUCGCAAGGUUUCCGAUCCGCAAGCGCAAGGACUUUGUGAGCGAGGCCUGCAAAUACUGGACGCUCAAGCGCGAGGCACGCCGCGGCGCCGCCCUGCUCAAGCGACUGCAGCUGCAAAUGGAGACAUUUUCAUCCAUGGAACUGACACGCCGCAACUUUGCGGCCAUGGGCCCCUCCGGCAAAGCACGGCUUGACAGGAGAGUCGAGUUCUGCCGAAACCUGGUCGACGAGCUCGGCCAGCUCAAGGAUUUGUGCCACUUAAUCGAGGAGCGCGAGAGACUGAAACUCGAAGCGGCUGAGCUCGAAAUGGAGAUGAUCAACACCUGUUACUUCCCGAUCUACAACCAGCUGCAGCCAAUCCUCGAAAAGGCAUUCUUCCUUGACAAAAAUGUUUUCAAGCAAGGCUUGCAGGAACUCCAGGACAAGAUGGACCGGCGCUACUACGUGACAACCCUGCCAUUCACGCAAGAUCUUUGCCAGGCUAUUAGUGCCGGCAUCGAACACCCCCCGCCCUCGUCGGUUCCGGACUCAGAGCCGGUCGAGGCCUCACCAUCCAAACAUAACAAUUACACAGAGGUCGGCGCCCGGAGGCGCUUGGGCAAGCGGAUGCUCAAAUUACUGCAACCGUACCUCGAGGCAGCCCUGAAGGCUGAAGCCGAAAUCCUCGACCAGUCAUAUGACGUGCUCCAAAAGGAGCUCGAAGGUAUGCUAGAGACGGGCGUCCAGGUGCGGCGACUACCAAUCACUAGCAUCACGGUGUCCAGCGAUGAGGACACGGCAGCCGGUCAAAGCCAAGAUGUGGACAUGGCCGACGCCCCGGUCGAGGGCCAGAUCAUAGUCGCCGACCACAGCGAAGGCGAGGCUGACGCCGAAGGCGAGCCCGACGACCUCAUGGAUGGCGCCGAACCUCAGGAAGAUAACAUCGAGGUGGGCGGCUACCAUGAGCACGACGAGCACGACGGGCACACUCUAAAACCCAACGGCCUCCUCUCCGCCGCUCACUCGGUCGCCGGUGAGCCCCAUAAAGAAUCCACCCCCCAUCUCACCAACGGCUUCACCACCAAACCGUCCCACUCCCCACCCUCCUUACCAGACGCCGGCUACUCCCACCACCUCCCCGGGACAACGACAACCAACUCCCACCCGCUCACACCGCCACGGUCCAACACCGGUUCCGCCGCCUCCUUCGGCCAAACCCUCACCGUAACAAAUACCACAACAACAACCUCCACCUCUACCAAACCUCACCCCGGCGCAGCCACAAACGGAACCUCCUCGUCCCAUACCCACCCCAAUAAUAAUAACAACUUCCUCACGCAGGGCGGCAUCCCCUGGUACCUCGACGGGUUCGAGCUGCGCGGCACCAGCGCCGCCCAGGCGCAGUGGACGCCCGGCCGCGACGCCCUGCGCGGCCUGAGCGAGGAGCUGACCGACAUGGACGAGGAGGCCCUGCGGGAUCUGGAGUUUGAUGUUGAUGACGAGAUGACGAUUACUAUUGCGGGGGAUGGGGAGGAGGAGACGACAGCUCUGGGUGGGGAUUUGAAGGAGCUGGGGCAGAAUGGUGGUGGUGCGGGGUUGGUUAAUGGUGAGGUUAAUGGGGUCGAGAGGGCUGCGGCGGUUACUGCGGGCGUGGGUGCCGCUGCUGCUGCUGCUGCUGCUGCUGUGGGUGUGAGUGCGAGGAAGGCGGUGGGGAUGGGUGCUGUUGCGGCGGCGGCGAGCGGGAGUCCUAGGAAGCGGACUAGGAGUGAGGUUGCGGCUGCGGCUGUGGCUGGGGGGAGGUUGCUGCGGAAGGGGGUGAGGAGCUCGGCGAGGAAGAAGUGAGUCGUGGGCUUCUUGCUGGGUGGGGUAUGCGCGGUGUAUGAGUAUUGUUGGUGGUUCUUUUUUUUCCCCUCCCUUUCCCCCUUAGCAUAAUGGCGGGGGGCGGGCGGGCGAGUUCUUCUUACGUUGCUUUUCUCUUCCUCUUUCCGCGGGGGGUACCGUUUACGGCGGGGGCGGGUUUGUUGUUCUUCUUCUUUACCGCGCCCGUGUUGAGGCUCGUGGUUUUUGAGUUGAGUUGACCCCGGGUGGGGUUGAUAUCCCUUUCACCUUCAC
This is a messenger RNA of Chaetomium fimeti, 4494 nucleotides long. RefSeq lists its product as uncharacterized. The record is from RefSeq and is a predicted model, not a curated record. Lineage: Eukaryota; Fungi; Ascomycota; Sordariomycetes; Sordariales; Chaetomiaceae. The coding region runs from base 289 to 4224 and encodes 1311 amino acids. The transcript is spliced from 3 exons. Gene Ontology annotation, cellular component: MOZ/MORF histone acetyltransferase complex. Gene Ontology annotation, biological process: regulation of transcription by RNA polymerase II.